AUGGAUUCGUACAUCAAUAAAGAAGUGGUGAUUAUAGGCAACGGGCCGUCAGCUAUAAGCUUGAGUUAUAUGCUGUCCGGCCACUGGCCUUAUUACACGAGUCAAUCGCAUCCCAACGAAUAUCUGCACCGGCGGCUCACCGAUGAAAGCGAGUUAAACAAGUCAUUAGUGGAACAGGACUUAGAAAUGCUGAGCGAUGGACUGGAAGGCCGUUCCAUCAAUAAAGUGUCGGUUCUGUUCGACCACUUAAACCAUCCGGAAGCUGAUUUCGGUUUCGAGAAUCCAUCGACACUCGAGUGGAGACACCGCUCAGACAAAGUUGUAGAUCACGUGGUGAUCGGCAAAGGACUUCCGGGCGGGGCCUGGCAUUCAAUGAACGACUGCAAAGAAAUUCUUACAAUAAGUUUGGGCUCUUGGAUGCAGUUGCCGGACAUGGAUAUAAGGAACUGGUGUUCAGAGCAUAGGAGGGAGAGCAGAGUGAGCCUGUCGACUGUCGCCAACUAUUAUAACAAUUACGUCAAAACGAAAGGUUUAAUGAAAAACUUUAAACACUUCUCUUCCGUCACUUCACUUGAAUUCGACGAACAAACCAAUAAAUACCGAAUCGAUGGCCACGACUCCAACGGCAAUCACUUCCAUUACAUGAGCCCCCGAGUAGUGUUGGCCACCGGUAACUGUGAUCGCGUCAACCGUAUGAAUGUUCCCGGAGAGGACCUGCCGUUUGUAUUGCAUUCACUUAACGAAUUGGAAACACUUAUAGCAGAAUCCAAAGUAAAGCCUUCUUCAGAUCCUAUCCUAAUAGUCGGCGCCGCAGAAUCCAAAGUAAAGCCUUCUUCAGAUCCUAUCCUAAUAGUCGGCGCCGGUCUGAGUGCAGCCGACGCUGUCAUUGCCACCAGAUUCAGAAGAGUGCCCACAAUCCACGCCUUUCGGAGGCAUCCGGAGGACCCGUCGCUCAUAUUCAAUCAGUUGCCGGAGAAUAUGUAUCCGGAAUACCAUUGCGUUCACUCGAAAAUGAAGGGAAAGUUUACGUCCAGCUGUGGUUACGAACCGCUAGCCAUGCAUUGUGUCAAAGAAAUCAAAGCUAAUAAAGAGGUUCUCCUCUUAAACAUGAUUGGCGUCGACGACACGCAACUUACCACUUGUGUCAAAGUGAAGGUCUCAUACGUACUGGUGCUCAUCGGAAUGAAACCAAACCUCAAUUUCAUCAAAUCUAAGAGUCUAUUAGCAGAUCUGGGAAUCAAGAAAAACGUAGGCAUUGAUCCCCGAUCUAACCCAAUAGCCAUCAACUCAUAUACUCACGAAAGUCUGGCCUCUCCGGGACUUUACGCUAUGGGACCAAUCGUUGGCGACAACUUUGUCCGCUUCGUACAGGGAGGCGCCCUCGCCAUCACUCACCACAUCCACAGCCAUAACAACAACGACCCAUCCUUUUGUCAAUAA
Molecule: messenger RNA, 1440 nt
Organism: Oppiella nova
Lineage: Eukaryota; Metazoa; Arthropoda; Arachnida; Sarcoptiformes; Oppiidae
Source: the annotation of a GenBank genome assembly